ACAAUCUGAUGAUCUAGCAGAUGAUCCAGCUACCGAAGCCAGGAGAAGAAACCAUGCAUCCGUCUAUAAGAAACGUGGGCACGUUGCUGCCGUUCCUGGUCGUGCUGUUGGGCCAGGUGGCCAUGUCGUUCGUGCUCGAGGGCUCGGCCACGAGUUACGCCCAGUUCAGGAAAUGGAACGCGGGGUUGAACGGCACGUUGGAGUUCGAGUUCAAGACCGAGCAGGGGAACGGUCUGCUGCUGUACACGGACGACGGGGGCACGUACGACUUCUUCGAGGCGAAGCUCGUCGAGAGCGCGCUCAGGUUGAGAUACAAUCUGGGAGGCGGUGUGCAGAUCGUGACAGUCGGCCACGAUCUCGGCGACGGCCACUGGCACAAGGUGCAGAUCACAAGGUGCGCGGAGAACACCACGUUGACCGUGGACGGCGUGAGCGCGGUCUCCACCUCCCGUGGGAAGGAGUUCGAGUUCGGCAAGCUGGCCGGCAAUUCCGACGUUUACGUGGGCGGUAUGCCCAGCUGGUACAACAGCAAGCUCACGUUGCUCGCGUUGCCGAGCGUCAUCUUCGAGCCUAGGUUCAACGGGUUGAUCAGGAACCUGGUGUACGCAGAUGGCGAGAACACGGUGCCGAGGAGGCAGGAGAUGAAGAGCCGGGACGCCAAGUGCGGUGGAUUUCCAUGCGUGGAGAGCAUGAAGCGCAAAUCGGCGAGGAGUUUACGCAACAUGAUGACAGCCAAUACGACGGACGCCUGUGAAACGCGUGAUCCCUGUCAACACGGCGGAAUCUGCAUAUCAACCGACAGUGGACCCAUCUGCGAGUGUCGGUCCGGCGAUUAUGAGGGUGCCUAUUGUGAGAAAGAAGCAUGGAGCACGGUGCUGCCUACGGCGGGUGCUGGUGAUUACUGGGCGUGGGAUUACAAUAAAGCGCCUUCCGAAGCCUCUUUCAAAGGAACGGAAUAUCUCACGAUAGAUUUGAGCAAAGGAGAUCCAAUUUUGAGCACACAGGAAACCGUUAAUUUGCAAUUUAAAACAAAGCAACCGAAUGGCCUUUUAUUUUAUUCCGCCAAUGGACGUAAUCGCGCUUCCUGCCCAACCGGGGAAGGAGAUGAUUAUCUGACCAUAUCUCUAAGAGAUGGAGGGGUGGCUGUGGGCAUGACUUUGGCCAAAGGGAGAUUAGAUCUGCACAUAAAGCCUGUUCGGGUCCGGUUCGACGAUAAUCAAUGGCACAGGAUCAUCGUUCACAGGAAAGUUCAAGAGAUAUCCUCCAUCACCAGCUUUUGCAGGCUGUCCGCCAUCGUCGAUGGGAUUUACGCGGAGCACGGCCACACUGCGGGCUCGUUCACACAUUUGGCGAGCGAUCGACUGCUGGUGGGCGGAGGCGCCGACGCGAGAUCCCUCCAGGGCGCCAAGGGGAUCAACAACUUCAACGGAUGCCUGAGGAAGGUCGAAUUCGUCGCGGAGGGGGUGAAAAUGGAGUUGAUCGAGGCGGCCAGGAGUGGAGCCGCCGGUGCUGCCGCCUGGGGCAAAAUGGAUUUCCACUGUCGGGAGCCGAGAUCCUCGGAUCCAAUCACCUUCACCACGAGGGACUCUCAUCUCAAGUCUACGGCGACAAUAAGUGCGGGGCGACUUCACGGCACCGUGGUCUCCUUCACCAGCCCAGAGUCCCACCUGGUGCUGCCACCUUGGAGGGCGGCCAAGUCUGGUAGUAUAUCCUUCAAAAUCCGUACCAACGAACCUAACGGAUUGAUUAUGUACAGUCGUAGCGGAGCUCAUACGAGGCAAGAUCUUUUCGCAUUCGAAAUCUUUGGAGGUCACUUAUAUCUACAUAUCGAUCUUGGAAGCGGACCUGUAAAAGUAAAAUCGUCAAAACAACGAAUCGACAAUGGAAUCUGGCACGAUGUAGCACUUCGUCGUGUCGAACGAGACGGACGUGUCACCGUAGACGAUUCGAUAGUUGAAUUUCGCACACCAGGUGAUUCGACGCAACUAGAUCUAGAUGGAUUACUGUAUAUCGGUGGUGUGGGUGCUCCAUUUGCACCCCUUACAGUUCCUCCAGUACUGUGGACAGGUGCCUUGAGACAGGGUUACGUUGGUUGUAUAAGGGAUCUUGUCAUAAACGGGCAACAAAUCGAUAUCGCUGGAUAUGCUCAACAACAGGACUCUGGUGCUGUCAAACCAGCUUGUCAUUUUCAACAAUCCCACUGUCCCUCACAACCUUGCAUGCACGGUAGCCACUGUAUCGAAGGAUGGAACAGAUUUCACUGUGAUUGCACUGGAACACAAUACACUGGUCCUACUUGUGGGAAAGAUGCAUCAACGUUGCAUCUGAACGGAACACAGCAAAUGACAGCAUUGAUGCCAGAGGAUUCGAAAACCCAGACUGAAGAAAUAGUAGUUCGCUUCAAAACUACCAGACCACGUGGUCUUCUUCUAGCCACGAGUUUAGAAAAUAGUUCGGAUCGAUUGCAACUCUACCUUGAAGAGGGCAAAGCAAAGAUGCUGAUCCAUAUCGGGGACAAAGAAAAGACAUUAGUUGCUGGACAAGGUUUAAAUGACGACAUGUGGCACACACUAAGGUUCUCCAGAAGAGCAAGCUCUUUGAAAUUCCAAAUCGAUGACGAAGCUGCUGUACGGGCCGAAACACAGCUUGGCAAACAGAGCAUUUUGGAAUUUCGGACGCUCCACGUCGGUGGCUACUUGCACGCGGGGGAGGAAAUCCCGCAUUUCGUCGGCCAGCUCCAGCAAAUCUGGUUCAACGGUUACCCGUACCUGGAAAUAGCGCGUAGCUCCGGAAAUCAUCAGGCAUCUCAUCAAGGUGUAACGCCGAUUAUUAGAGUCACAGGGAAAUUCGGAAAGCGGAACCAUCCAGUGCAUCAUCCUGUGACUUUCACGUCAAAGCACACGUUCGUUGGUUUACCUGUGUUGAAAGCGUACGUGGAAACGAACAUCUAUUUCCAGUUCAAAACACGCGAGGCAAAUGGUUUAAUUCUGUACAACGCCGGUCGUGAACGUGAUUUCAUCGCAGUCGAAUUAGUAAACGGGCAUAUUCACUAUGUGUUCGACCUCGGUGAUGGCCCGGUCAGGAUCAGAGACACUUCGAGAUCCAAGCUGAACGAUGGAAAGUGGCACGCGGUCAGCAUCGGAAGGCCAGCUCCAAAAAGACAUACUCUCGCAGUUGACGACCACGUCACCGCUGUGAAUAGUCAGGGUAGCAACGAGAAUCUUGACCUGGAUGGAAUUUUAUAUAUCGGUGGUGUGGAGAAAUCACAGUAUGGUCAACUACCGAAACAAAUACUCAGCAAACAUGGUUUCGAGGGAUGUCUCGCAUCGUUGGAUCUUAGUGGCGAGAGCACCAACCUGAUUUCCGACGCGGUGGUCCCUAGCUCUUUAGUAGAAUCCGGUUGCGAUAUGUAUGCCAAUCUGCAUCCUGGCAAAAAGUGUACACACGAUGUGUGCUCGAAUCAUGGCACGUGCGUCCAACAAUGGAACAGUUAUACAUGCGAUUGUGACAUGACCAGUUUCACAGGGCCAACAUGUAACGAAGAAGCGGCGGCUUAUGAAUUCGGACCAGGAAAAGGAAUCAUCACGUACACCUUUCCGCCAAAUCAAAGACCGGAAAUGAAGAAAGACACCGUAGCUUUGGGCUUUGUAACAAGCGUAAACGAUGCUGUACUCGUCAGAAUAGAAUCUGCUUCGAGCGACGACUAUCUUGAGAUUGAAAUUUUGGAGGGAAAUGUGUUCGCCUUUUACAAUAUGGGCACAAACGAUCAUCCAAUCGGUGAAGUCGGUGUAAAAGUGAAUGACAAUCAAUAUCACGUAGUAAGAUUCACAAGAACAGGGCCGAACAGCACGCUACAGGUCGACGAUUACAACUUGCAAUCCAAUCAUCCAUCUGGUCGUCAAUUGACGGUGUUCAAUAGUCAAUCAACCAUUCAAAUUGGCGGUCGAUGGAAUCGCAACAAAGGCAGAGUGGAAAGGCCAUUCUUGGGUAUAAUUGCCGGUCUUGUUGUAAAUGGUGCACGAAUUUUAGAACUUGCUGCUUCGAAAGAUGGAAGAGUCGUCACCAGAGGAGAUGUUCAAUUAUUACCUCCUGGAAGUCUUCUGGAUCGCGCAGCUCCAUUACAGAGAAUGCAACAGACACCAGCUUCCGGUUUUCCGGGAGUCAUGGACGAUCUAAUAUUUUCUGGCGCCGGAAGUGGUUGUGCCGCUGAUGAUGAGGACGAAGAAUGUACACCAAUUUAUGAGCCUGGUUCCGGUAAGUACGACAUAAUAACACCGGUGUACGUCGCGCCAACGAGGUCGCCGACGACAUUUAGGCCGAAGCACCAUAAAGAGAAUAUUCAGGAGCGUCCUUCCUGCGACGACGAGGAAGAUUGUGAGGAAGGUUCCGGAGAACCAGUCACCACUGAGGAGAUAUUUGUCACAUCGACCACUGCAGACUCGAGCUCGGCGGUGUACACGACGGAACGCGAGUACACGACCAGCCACAUCAGCACGCAAACGUCUCCAGCCUCGCCGACGACAUCGACCCGGGACAUCGUCACCGUCUCCGUCCAGUACAAUGUGUCAACCACAGACCUCGAAACCAGCCACGCCAGUAGCGUUGUGACGCAAAGAUCGACUACUGUGAUGCCUCAAACGCCUACUACAGAGAUGACGGACCCACCUCCACGACAACCACCCCCGAUGUUCCCGCCGAUGCCAACGCCACCAAAGAACAAUAAUAACAAGAGGAUAACGUCCGAGGCGGCGGAGAAUGCUGCCUUAAUAAUUGGCAUCAUAGCCGCGGCGUUGAUCGCCAUUGUUCUGAUCAUACUGAUCAUCCUCAAGUUCAAAAAUCGUCCAGAGACCAGUUACAAAGUUGACGAGACGAAAACCUUCUGCCAGGAUCCAAAUGCGGCACUGCUGGGCGCCGCUGGUUCCGGUCAACCGUUCAAUGGUCCCUUGAAAAAUGGCGCCAAUGGUAGCAAAACUAACAAGAAACGAGAACUGAUAGAUAUCAAAGAGUGGUAUGUGUAGAGAUGGCUCGUCUUCAAGAUUCAUGCGUCCGCUUGAAUUGCACACGUGCUUCUUCAUCUUGUGGCAAGAUGAAUAAUAGGAAACUCUGAGAACUUGACGAGGAACGUAUAAGCCUCUUCUUAGGUCCUUAUUGGUGCUAGGAGAACUAUUAAAUAUAAUUUUGAACACAAUAUUGAUCAGCAUAAAAUAGUGUGUUCCUUGUGGGCGAACGAAUGAAAAAGAAGAAAAUAGUGUUCGAUUUCAAUUUAAUGAAUCACGAACUAAUUUAAACGUCGUGAUUUAGCUAAAUCGUUAAAUACGAUUUAAACGAGGUUCGACGAUCAUCGAUCAUCAAAAGAUCAGAUCUCCUCAAAGCGUUAGAUGAACCAUAAGCAUAUCUAUAAUAUUAUGUAUAUCGAUGGUGAUCGAACCUGGUCGAUGAUUAUGCUAUUUGAAAUUGUAUGCAUCAAAAUGCAAGACAGCAUCUUGUACGACAGACACUGUUUGAGGUUAGGAACGUCAAUUGGUGUCGUAGAUGUCGCCGCGCAUCAAAAAAAACCAAGAUCAAUCGCGCCGAUCGGAAAUACAGAAGAAGAAGAAGAAGAAGAAAUGCUGAUCAGAAAGAAAGAAGAAAGGAAGAGAUAGAGGCAUGAAAGUGCAUUGGAAAAAUAAAUCGAAUAAUUGUGCCGAUCGAAAAGAGCGGUGGCGGACGUAGAGCACGGCGUUAUUACUCUUCGUUAGAGCGAUGCUCGGCUUUGAUUCCAAUACUUUCUCAGUAUUUUGCAGUGCUGAGUGACGUCAAGCACAGGCAACGAAAUUUAUAGCAUUGAAUCCUUGAAAUACGAUUGCAAUCACAUAAGAAAGAAAAAGAAAAAUAGAAAGAUAUUGUGAAUUCUUGUUAUAGACUCAAAAUCAAACUUCUUUCUUGUUGCUACGUAUUGUUAGUUGUGUAUUAUAUUCAUUAUAUAUGGAAAAAUUAUUACGUACUAUAAUAAUAUUUACAUGUGCAUGAUCCUCCUUUUUUUCUCCAUUUUCAAAAGAAACUCGGAGAAAAAAAAAUAAUUCGAAGAUAGAUAUUAUAUCUAUGAAGUAUACGUAUUUCGAGGAUGGAAAAAAAAAUAGAAGAAGAACAAUUUUGCUUUUGUUUAAACGUUGUCAUAGUCCAUGAUACAUACGUACACGGAUACGAGAAAGUGUUGGAACUAACGCGUAAGGACGAAAGUAUCAAUACAAACGAUCCUAUCUAGCGAUUAAUGAACUUAUUGUUGUAUAGAAGAAGAA
Apis dorsata (giant honeybee) is the source of this 6278-nucleotide messenger RNA. It is a transcript of the gene Nrx-1, whose product is annotated as neurexin-1. The record is from RefSeq and is a predicted model, not a curated record. NCBI's taxonomy places the organism in Eukaryota, Metazoa, Arthropoda, Insecta, Hymenoptera, Apidae. The transcript is spliced from 27 exons. Bases 21 to 5018 code for a protein of 1665 amino acids. Gene Ontology annotation, molecular function: calcium ion binding.